Molecule: messenger RNA, 465 nt
Organism: Dibothriocephalus latus
Lineage: Eukaryota; Metazoa; Platyhelminthes; Cestoda; Diphyllobothriidea; Diphyllobothriidae
Source: the annotation of a GenBank genome assembly
ACCGCUCCCGGAGGUGGCCGAUCCCAGAUCUUUGGCCAUACCAUGUCCUAUGAACCGUUGCUGCAGCACCUGGAUGCCUUUGCGUCCACUCUCGGUGCGGACAGCGACGACAGACGUGUCCUUGUCAUAAUUCGCGCCGGCCUCGUGGACAGCCUUUCACGGUACUGCAGUCUGGGCUCUCACGGGCUCAAUCGCUACGUUGGCGCGCCCGUCAGCCUCAUCACUUAUCGCCCUCUCUCGGGUACCCCUGCUGUAACGUCGACGACUGGCGAGUCUGGUGAGACGGGACAGGUGGAAGUGGAUCGCUCCUCAACAACAAAGGUGGCUUGCCGAUCAUUGACUGCCCCAGGCACCUUCUUAAAGAUCACAUGCCUAGGCCCCAGCCCUUUAGACUACCUGUGCGUUUCACCGCAUCUGCAACCAAUUCACGAUUGCCUGCAAGUUAAGAUCUUCCCUUUUCCCUGA